GUUUUUUAUCCAACAGCUCUGAGUUUGAUCAACCAUCGAUUGCACCUCGUCCAGGAGUUCAAUUACGCUCUCCAUAUUCUUCUACACCAACUGUUCUGUGCUGGGUUCUCUGACAUUGAGUCUGUUGGCCUUUAUUUGUUUUUGUCUGUUGAGCAACAUCCCAAGCUGCCACCUAUUUCUGUUUUAAUACCAAGCUUUGCGUAGACAGUUGCUUUUUUAGUUUAUAUCCUCUGGUUUUCAUUCGAAAUCUGCUGGAACCUGUUUAAAGAUCUUAAAGCCAUUAAUUCAAAAUACUUUUGUCUCUACUAGCUGUUUAUCUAAUCAAAAAAAUGGGCAUAUUAAGAAAUCCUUAUUUGCGUCAAAUACGAAGAAAACCCUCGAGUAUUCUUGGGCCAUUAACAAUAAUUAUUUUACUAUGCUAUCUUCUAUUUGGCACCUCAAAUGAUCCAUCAAAUAACUCCAAUAAUGGCCAGUUAUCCAACAACAACUUAAAUAUCCAAAACAAAUAUUCUUAUAAACCUAAAAACAAAAAUUUGUUUAGCAGAGCUCCAAGUGACUUGAUUCCAAACAUUUUACCUGGUGACCAUAUCUCGCACUUUGAUCUAAAUAAAUUAGCUUCAACUCCAAUGGCUGUUUAUAAUAAGGAAAAAGUUCUCAUCUUAUCUCCCAUGUCGAAAUUUUUAAAUCAAUAUUGGGCUAAUUUAUUAAAAUUAACCUAUCCAAGAGAAUUAAUCGAAUUGGGUUUCAUUGUUCCAAGAAAUUCUGAUGGUGACAAAGUUCUUAACUUCUUAGAAGUUGCAAUAAAACAAGUUCAAACUGGCCCAAAGGAGAAAAGGUUCUCUAAAAUUACAAUAUUAAGACAAGAUAACGAUUCAAUAAGAUCUCAAAAGGAAAAGGAUAGACACGCUUUAAGCAUCCAAAAGGAAAGAAGAUCAAGCAUGGCUUUAGCCAGAAAUUCCUUGCUAUUCACUACUUUAUCUCCCUUCACUUCUUGGGUGUUAUGGUUAGAUGCCGAUAUUGUUGAGUCUCCCACGACUUUAAUUCAGGAUUUAAUAGCUCAUGAUAAACCAGUCAUAUCCGCCAAUUGUUAUCAAAGAUUUUUUGACGAUUCCAAGAAAAAGGAAUCAAUCAGACCUUAUGAUUUCAAUAACUGGGUUGAAAGUGAAGAAGGCUUGAAAAUUGCUUCAAAUAUGAGAGAUGAUGAGAUCAUAGUUGAAGGUUAUGCUAAUAUCGCCACUUAUAGACCUUUAAUGGCUCAUUUUUACGAUGCAAAUGGCGAUGUAAACACUGAAAUGCAGUUAGAUGGCAUCGGUGGUGCAGCUGUUUUAGUCAAAGCUGAUGUUCAUAGAGAUGGCGCAAUGUUCCCUCCUUUCCCAUUUUAUCACUUAAUUGAAACUGAAGGUUUUGCUAAAAUGACAAAACGUUUAGGUUAUGAAGUAUUUGGUCUUCCAAAUUAUCUAGUUUAUCAUUAUAAUGAAUAAUGAAUAAUGAAUAAUGAAUAAUAAUAAUAAUAAUAAUAAUAAUAAUAAUAAUAAUAAUAAUCAUAACCAAGAACAAUCAAAU
This is a messenger RNA of Ascoidea rubescens DSM 1968, 1563 nucleotides long. RefSeq names its product mannosyltransferase complex subunit MNN9 (gene MNN9). Gene Ontology annotation, cellular component: mannan polymerase complex. The record is from RefSeq and is a predicted model, not a curated record. Bases 330 to 1481 code for a protein of 383 amino acids. Gene Ontology annotation, molecular function: alpha-1,6-mannosyltransferase activity. Lineage: Eukaryota; Fungi; Ascomycota; Saccharomycetes; Ascoideales; Ascoideaceae. Gene Ontology annotation, biological process: cell wall mannoprotein biosynthetic process; protein N-linked glycosylation. The transcript has a single exon.